UCAUCCUGUGCUGCAGAGCUGAGCUCUCCGAAAUAAUCCAAAUCAUGUAUGCAAUGGAGGCAAUAUAUGCCAAUGAUGAAUGUGUUAAACCUGACAACCCAACACCUUCAACAAAUUACACAGGUCAGAGGAGCUCUAGGAGAAGUUUCUAUUUGGGUGUUAUUCUCUCCCUGAGCCUGCUCACUGUUUUAUUGCUGGUUGGACUUAUCACACUUAGUUUCUUCUACCACAAUUCAGCUGAACAUGUGUCGGCAGAGGCUGAGAAGAGAGACUUUCUGAAUAAAAACAUCUCUGCACUCAGUAACCAACUUUCUUCCAUGACUGAGGAGCUUAAAACGAAAAAAACAUGUCCUGUAGCAUGGAGCAGCUUCAACCAUAGCUGCUAUCUCCUCUCUGAAAGAUCUGGUUCCUGGGAUGCAGCCAGAAAGGACUGCAGAGACAGAGGAGCAGAUCUGGUGGUUAUUGACAGCCCUGAAGAACAGACCCUUCUCUCUAUGAUCACCAUAAAAAACGCUUGGAUUGGUUUAAAUGACAAAGAACAGGAGGGAACAUGGAAAUGGGUAGAUGGGACUCCACUGACUCUGACGUACUGGAUAACAACACAACCUGAUAAUGGUGGAAAACAGGACUGUGUUUAUGUCCGAAAGGAUGAGAGAAGGUCUUGGGAUGAUGGUUGGUGUUUGACAGAUAAUCGUCAAUGGAUCUGCGAAAAAACACCAAACCCAAAAAAUACAUGUCCUGUAGGAUGGAGAAGCUUCAACCAUAGCUGCUAUCUCCUCUCUAAAAGCUUUGGUUCCUGGGAUGCAGCCAGAAGGGACUGCAGAGACAGAGGAGCAGAUCUGCUGGUUAUUAACAGCCCUGAAGAACAGAACUUCCUGUCUACAAUCACCACAGAAGGAGUUUGGAUUGGUUUGAAUGACAAAGAACAGGAGGGAACAUGGAAAUGGGUAGAUGGGACUCCAGUGACUCUGACGUACUGGGCAAGUGAUCAGCCUGAUAAUGGUGGAGAAGAGGACUGUGCUCAUGUCAGAAGUGAUGAAAAAAAAUCUUGGAAUGAUCUUUCGUGUUCAUCUUCUUUUCAAUGGAUCUGUGAAAAAGUUGCAGAAAACAACUGAUUUCAGAGAGAUGACCUAUUCAUAAAUGUUUUGCAGUUUUAUCUUUGACUGCAAUAAGUAUAAUUCUAUAUUUCAAUUUUAGCCAAAAAUGACUAGGUGUUUAGUCUCUAGGUGUGUUUUUUUGUUGUUGUUUUUUCUAAUAUAUAUGUUUACUUUUAUAAUAUACCAUAUUUUCCGCACUAUAGGGCGCACUUAAAAUCCUUUAAUUUUCUCAAAAAUCAACAGUGCACCUUAUAAUCUGGUGCGCCUU
Oreochromis niloticus (Nile tilapia) is the source of this 1365-nucleotide messenger RNA. RefSeq names its product CD209 antigen-like protein E. The transcript has 9 exons. NCBI's taxonomy places the organism in Eukaryota, Metazoa, Chordata, Actinopteri, Cichliformes, Cichlidae. The record is from RefSeq and is a predicted model, not a curated record. Bases 45 to 1115 code for a protein of 356 amino acids.